This is a messenger RNA of Anopheles coluzzii, 1874 nucleotides long. RefSeq names its product cysteine-rich with EGF-like domain protein 2 (gene Creld). The transcript has 4 exons. Gene Ontology annotation, molecular function: calcium ion binding. Lineage: Eukaryota; Metazoa; Arthropoda; Insecta; Diptera; Culicidae. Bases 283 to 1443 code for a protein of 386 amino acids. The record is from RefSeq and is a predicted model, not a curated record.
ACACGUCAGUUCAACAAAACAAAACCCCGGCAUCGAGCCUUCCUCCACCCUGCCCGGGGCGCAGAGAAAAGGGAUUUCGUGUGUUUCUUCCGUGCUGUCGACCCAACUACUGAUCUGUGUUCGUCUUUCGUGCCUAAAGCUACCCAGGCAGGGUGUGUGGUCGGCUGACUGUGUGCUGUGCGUUAUCACCGUCCCGUAGCGAAUCCAGAACCAUCGACAAAGAAGGCAACGUGGAAGAAUCGUUUCUCGUACACCUCCAAAGAAAGAAUACACGUGUCCGUGAUGCGACAUUCGAGAGCGAUUGUGGCCAGCCUGCUGCUCGUGGCCCUGCUUCCAACGCUAUCCCUCGGGGACAUACCGAAACCACCCUCGCUGUCCGCCGGAGGAGGCACCAAGAAGGACAAACUAAAGACUGAAAAACUGCCCCCCUGCAAGGCGUGCACCGUGCUGGUGAAUUCGUUCCGUGACGGCAUCAAGCGAACGGAACGGGCCAAGCACGAUGGUGGCGAUGCGGCCUGGGAAGAGGAACGGUUGGGCAGCUACAAAACCAGCGAACUGCGGCUGGUCGAGAUCCAGGAGCGGCUCUGCACGGACAUAGUGCGGGGUGAGGACCAGUGCCAUCAGCUGGCGGAAGACUACGAAACGCAGAUAGAGGAGUGGUGGAAAAACCAUCAAACCACGCAGCCCGAUCUGCACCGGUGGCUGUGUGUGGAGCAGGCCGCCGUCUGCUGUCCGGACGGAUUCUACGGCCCGAACUGUGAUCCGUGCCCGACCUGCUUCGGCAACGGGAAAUGUAAGGGCAACGGCACCCGCAAGGGCAAUGGGAAGUGUGCCUGCGACGAGGGAUACACGGGCGACAACUGUGAUAGCUGCAGCGAGGAGCACUAUCAGGCAUUCCGGGACGAGACGAAGCUACUGUGCAGCCGGUGCCAUAAGGCGUGUGCGGCCGGCGGCUGUACCGGGGCCGGGCCCAACUCGUGCCGGGUUUGUCGCAGCGGCUGGGUGAUGGACAGUGCCCGCGGUGGCUGUGGGGAUGUGGACGAAUGCAUUAAGGAGGCUCCAUGCACGAAGAAGCAGUUUUGCGUGAACAAUGAAGGCUCGUACAGCUGUUUGGAGUGUGAUAAGUCGUGCGAUGGCUGUAAUGGCGAUGGUCCAGAUUUGUGUGAAAAAUGUGCCGAAGGAUACGAGCUGCGGGACGGAAUGUGUACAGAUACGUCCAACGAGAAGCGCAACCAGUACGCCACCUUUACGCGCUACCUCACCUACCUCGGUCUGUGCAUUGCCACGUGCAUCGUGCUACAGAACUCGACCUGGCUGGCGGCGCUGGUCGGUCUGGCCGUCGCGGUUUACAUUUCCGUUUCGGAGUACUGGCUCAACACGGCACCGCAGCAACCGGCGGCACCUUCGCCGCGGAUUUUAGACGAGAUUCUACAGCAGCAUUAAAAAUAGAACAACUUCCACUCGGCGUGUGCUUGUACAGAGCACACCCGUGCAUGAUUCGCCGAGGUACACGUGGGUACACGGGAAGACAGGCUCAAUUUUAUCUUCGACACUUUUAUGAAAGAAGGUUGUGUGGUUAUUUUUGGUGCUGUCCUAGGACGACCAUUUUUAGUUGCGAGAUUCGCAAAGCAAAGUGUUGAUGUUGAAUUGGAUAAAUCAGACUUAUGGAAUCGUCUCUCUUCCACGCGCAUUAAACUUUUAAGGCCAAGCGAAUCCUUUCUCUACGACUAAGUAAUCAGAACAAAAGAUCCCAUGGCACGGCAUCUGCCGGCCAUUAAGUCUGAAAUGAUGAGUGAAUGAGUGAAACAAUGUGCAUAGGGGUGACAUUUUAGGUAAAACGAAUAAAAUAAACUCGUAACAAACAGUAACAGAAA